CACGAAUUCAAGCCCAGUCAUUACACCCGCUGCUUACCAUACACGCGGAAUAAACAGUCGACUCGAAGAAGAUUUACAAAUCCGCUUCUGGAGAUAUAAUAGCCUGUUGGCACAUUAGAGCAAAGAAUCCUCAACCCCACCAUCAUCCUUUUGAGCUCUUCCGGAACAACAAAAUUUCUCCAGCAUUAGAAACAGUCAACAUGGCGCCGACAACAAUUCCCAAGCACCUCAACUUCAUCACCGGCAAUGCCAAUAAGCUCGCUGAAGUGAGUGCCAUUCUCGGCGAUUCGAUCGAGCUGCGGAAUCAAAAUCUGGAUUUGGUGGAGAUUCAAGGAACUGUGGAGGAGGUCACGAUCGAUAAAUGCAAAAGAGCUGCUCUUUUGAUCCAAGGCCCUGUCCUCGUCGAAGACACAUCCCUCUGCUUCAAGGCCAUGAACGACCUGCCGGGCCCGUACAUCAAAUGGUUCAUGCUGGCCCUCGGACCUCAGAAUUUACAUAAAAUGCUCGACGGCUUCGACGACAAAUCGACCCAGGCAGUUUGCACCUUUGCCUACUGCGAAGGCCCUGGCGAGGAGCCAAUCGUGUUCCAAGGUAGGACAGACGGCAAACUGGUAGCGACAAGAGGUCCCACGGUAUUUGGCUGGGACUCAUGCUUCGAGUACGAAGGCAAGACGUACGCGGAGAUGGACAAGGCGGAGAAGAACAAGAUCUCGCACCGAGGCAAGGCGCUCGACAAGCUGAAGGACUGGCUAGCAGGCCAUGUCGCAGCUUCGUAACCUGUUUCCUUUCCAUGAUAUCCCACCUUCCCGUAGACCCAGAAAGAACAAAUCUUCAGUCUAAAGACCUUCCCAUUGUCUUGACGCAUCCCGCUCUAUUUCUUUUCCUCAUCCUCCCGAUCCUUCUUCCACUGCGUAAUCCACGCCUCAAUCCUCUCCACAUUCCCCUCUACCUCCUCCGCAGUAUCGCUCCUCAACUCUACCACAAUCUCCUUCUCAUAGCUCUCCCGCGCUUCCUCAAGUAGUACCUGCAUGAUCUCCGCAUCCAUAUUCUCCUCCAGCUUCUUGCCCUUGUAGCCCCGCGCCGUCAAUCGAUCAUACAAGAUCGUGCUGUCGCAACGCACAACCACUACAAGGUCCACCCAUCGCACGGG
Mytilinidion resinicola is the source of this 1150-nucleotide messenger RNA. RefSeq names its product inosine triphosphate pyrophosphatase. Gene Ontology annotation, cellular component: cytoplasm. The record is from RefSeq and is a predicted model, not a curated record. NCBI's taxonomy places the organism in Eukaryota, Fungi, Ascomycota, Dothideomycetes, Mytilinidiales, Mytilinidiaceae. The transcript has 4 exons. Gene Ontology annotation, biological process: nucleoside triphosphate catabolic process. Gene Ontology annotation, molecular function: nucleoside triphosphate diphosphatase activity. Bases 201 to 776 code for a protein of 191 amino acids.